AUGCUGCUGCAGCUAGACGGAGCAGCAGCAGCAGCAGCAGCAGUAGCUGAUGAUGAUCAGGAAGCAGGGGGUAACGAUGCACAGCAGCAAGAGCAGCAACAAGAGCAGCAGGAGCAGCAGCAGCAGGAGCAGCAGCAGCAGAUGAUGAUUGAGGAUGUAACAUCAACAGGAGCAGUAAUAACAAUACCUCAUGAGCUUGUUGCUCCUGCUGCUGCUGCUGCUCCUGCUGCUGCUGCUGCUGCUGCUGCUGCUGCUGCUGCUGUUAGGCCAUCAAGCGGUGUAGAGGGUACAUUGCCUAUGGUGGUAUCUAAGACACCUGGUGCAAUAAGCAGCAGAUGCAGCAGCAGGUGCAGCAGCAGCAGCAGCAGCAGCAGCAACAAUAAUAAUAAUAGUCCUUCUUCUUCUCAUGGUCAAGGAUUAAUAUGUGGUGGUUUGCUGCUGCCUGCUGUAACAGCAUUAGCAACAUCUGCUGCUGCUGCUGCUGCUGCAGCAGCAGCAGCAGAUGGAUCACAGCAGAAUAUAUUACGACGUGGUAGUAGCAGUAGUAGUAGCAGCAGCAACAGCAGCAGCAACACACGCAGCAGCAGCAGCAGCAGACGCAGCAAAAAAAAUCUUAUUAGGCACUAUAGUGCCCCUAUUAAGACACAAGAAGAAUUAAGUGUGGGGCCCCUAAGGGUAUCCUUAACCUGUGAUGGGGUGUAUGACCACCUCAGCAGCAGCAGCAGCAGCAAGAAGCAGCAGCAGCAGCAGCAGCAGCAGCAAGAGCUGCAGCUGCACCAGCAAGGGAAGUUGAUGGGCCAGCAGGAAGAAGCAAAUGGAGUUCAACAUGCUGAAGGAGGAGCAGCAGGAGCAACUGGUGCUGCACCUGCUGCUGCUGCUGCUGCUGCACCUGUUGCUGCUGCUGCUGCUGCUCCUGUUGUUACUGUUGUUGCUCCUCCUGGCUCUUCUAAGAAAUAUACAGCAGCAGCAGCAGCAGCAGCAAAUCAAAAUAGUCCUCCCCGUCUAUCAUGGGCUUUUCCUUUAGAGCCACGAAUGCGGCAGCAGCAGCUGCAGCAGCUGCAGCAGCAGCAGCAGCAGGAGCAGCAACAGGAGCAGCAACAGGAGCAGCAACAGGAGCAGCAGCAGCAGCAGCAACUACAGCACCACCAUGGGGGUACCAUCAGGGCAAGUAUUAUGAAUGCUCGUUUUGCAGCAGCAGAGACACUUGCUGCUGGUGAAUCUCCAGCAGCAGCAGCAGCAGCAGCGGCAGUACCGAUACCAGCAACAGUAGGAGUAGUAACAACAGCAGCAGCAACAGCAGCAGCAGCAGCAGCAGCAGCAAGGGAAUUAGCAGCAGAGGAGACUACACCUAGUAAGCAACGCCAUCAUCAACAAAGCCCUGUAGGGGGCCCCUCCCCUCGUAGGCGCAGCACAAGUCUUGCUGCAGCAGCAACAGCAGCAGCAUCAGCAGCAGCAGCAGCAGCAGCAAGUAGCUCACGCUUUUCCUUUGCCCUUCCAGCUGAUAGAUGGAAGCACGAGCAGCAGUGCAUGCAUAUGCAGCAGCAGCAGCAGCAGCAGCAGCAAGCAUAUCACAUGCCCCAUCCACGCUACCAACAGCAGCAACAGCAGCAGCAGCAGCAACAGCAGCAGCAGCAGCAACAGCAGCAGGAUGGCUGCGUGGUCUAUGGAGCCCCUAGCAGCAGCGGAGGUCCUCUUAGCUCGCGUAUAGUAACACCAGCAGGUCCACACAGCGGCAGCGGCAGUGGCAGUGGCAGUGGCAGCAGCAGCAGCAGCAGCAGCAGCAGCAGCAGCACGGGCUGCAGCAGCGGGAGGAUCAGCAGCAAGAUAAUAAAUUGGAUAAAAUCACAAGCAAGGGCUUUCCUUGAUAAAGCAUUACUAGGAAUUGAAUUGCUUAGGUACCAACAGCAACAGUAUUAUUAUCUUUUGCAGUAA
Molecule: messenger RNA, 1932 nt
Organism: Eimeria maxima
Lineage: Eukaryota; Apicomplexa; Conoidasida; Eucoccidiorida; Eimeriidae
Exons: 2
Coding region: 1-1932 (643 amino acids)
Source: RefSeq, a predicted model, not a curated record